AACCAAACCAUCUCAAAAAGCAUCUUACAUUAUUCAAUUCAUAAUAUCAACUUAACCCCUCUCUCUCUCUGUUUUCCUCUGCCUCUUCCACAUCACUAUGGAACACAAUAUCAAAACCCACCUUCCCAUUCACACCAUUCUAUCAAACUCACCUCCAUCUUCUUCUUCUUCACCCCCUUUACAAUCUCCCAAACCUUUUCCUUCAUUGCUCUCUCAAUAUUCUCCUCCUUCCGCUACGGCCACGGCUGCCGCUCCUCCUCAACCUCCUUCUCCUCCCCCACCAAUUGUUGUUAGCCCUUGUGCUGCUUGCAAGAUCCUUCGUCGUAGGUGUGUCGAAAAGUGUGUGUUGGCUCCUUAUUUUCCCCCAACCGAUCCACUCAAGUUCACUAUUGCUCAUAGAGUCUUUGGAGCUAGCAACAUCAUUAAGUUCUUGCAGGAACUACCUGAACCUCAAAGAGCAGAUGCAGUGAGCAGCAUGGUAUAUGAAGCAAAUGCUAGAAUAAGGGACCCAGUGUAUGGUUGUGCAGGUGCAAUAUGUCAACUUCAAAAGCAAGUUAGUGAGCUACAAACACAGCUAGCCAAAGCACAAGCUGAGCUAGUCAACAUGCAUUGCCAACAAGCAAAUCUAGUAGCACUAAUUUGCAUGGAAAUGAGUACUCAGUCAUCACCAUCAUCAUCAUCACAAGACCAUAACAUGAUAAUCAAUCAACCUCAGCCGCAUGUCGACAUGAGUUGCUUCUUAGAAGACAACAAUUUUGGGUCUGCUUGGGAGCCUCUUUGGACAUGAAUUAUUUAUUAGUCUUUCUUUCCAUAGUAAAAUGUAAAACUUAAUUUCCAACUCCAAAGUGGGGGAGAAGACUAGAGCUAAUGAAAAUCUUAUUGAGAGAAUAUUUGAAUAAAGUUAUAUUAAUUAUUUACUAGCUA
Messenger RNA from Vicia villosa (hairy vetch), 924 nucleotides. RefSeq names its product LOB domain-containing protein 1-like. The coding region runs from base 98 to 787 and encodes 229 amino acids. The record is from RefSeq and is a predicted model, not a curated record. Lineage: Eukaryota; Viridiplantae; Streptophyta; Magnoliopsida; Fabales; Fabaceae. The transcript is spliced from 2 exons.